Molecule: messenger RNA, 4375 nt
Organism: Hylaeus volcanicus
Lineage: Eukaryota; Metazoa; Arthropoda; Insecta; Hymenoptera; Colletidae
Product: tetratricopeptide repeat protein 27
Exons: 9
Coding region: 1759-4146 (795 amino acids)
Molecular function (GO): protein binding
Source: RefSeq, a predicted model, not a curated record
GCUACCCCCCAUUUCCGGUUCUUACACUAAUUCUGGGACACUCUGUACGCAUAAAUAUUUCUAUUAACGAAAACUAGAGUUAACAAUGUAUGAAUGCAAUGAGACAAGAUUAAUUUCGAUUUCUAAACUGUUGAAUGAAUUUUGCUUCCAUUCUAACAUUACUGGAUCGAAUUGUAGCGGAGGUAAAUUAUUACGCGCAUGUUUAAAUAUAUCGAAAUGGAUUCUAUAUGUAUUAAAUAAUACAUAAUGGUUUGGAUUUUUAGAUUAAUGCGAUCUCAAAUGUUAGCAAAGUCUCAACCGAAUUUGUUGGACAUCGGAAACGACAAUGAUUCUGACAUUUACGACGGUUCGAGUUCGUUACGAAGCGGUACUUCGUCCAACACGUUAAACGAGGACGAAGUAGAGAAAGAAAGCAAAGGGAAGCACAAGCCUAAUCCACGACGCCGAAGCACCCUGAUAGCGCAAUGGGAGAAUUUGAUAGCUGCGAAGAAAGAGACUAACGAUAACGGCAACGAGAUUGAUUUGAACGUUUAAAAUGUUUCUACAUCUUGUAAAAAGUGAGCAACUAAUUCACUCCUCGCUUUUGUACCGUUUGUGUUUGUAAGUUGUAUUUGAAGCAACUUAAACGGAUGGCAUAAACGUUAAAAAAUGUGCUACGUCAAGCCUUUUAUUCUUGAAGCACGCACGUUUCUCGUGUCAACGCGUAUCAUCGGUUCUAUUCAUUUACUCGACUCGCGAGUUAAUUUAUUUAACAUUACGAACAAUAUUUAUUCAAGAAUGAAAGCAUUACCUGAUCGAUUAUACGUUAUACUUAGCGUUUUCCUCGUUUAAAGCUUUCAGUAUUAAAAAGCUAGCCACGUAAACAAAAAAAAUUACUACUUCCUUUGUAUGGGUUAAAAAUUAUACUUAAGUAUUGCAAGCAUAUAUUCGAUAUAUCCGCUUGUUAUUUGUAAUAUAUCUUUCAGUUAUAUAUUAUACAUUCACAUGUAAACGAUUACGGAUCCUUAAGGAACUGAUUUUAACAUGUGGCAUAUAACAAUAACUAUGAAUUAUAUAAGCAAAAAUAUCUAUUGUGUACUUAAUUAAUUGUAAAGAAUAGCGAUAUUUGAUUUACUUGUAUAUGUGAUAGUAUAGUUAAAAAAAUGAUAAUGAUAAAAAACAGUUUAUGCAACUUUUAUAGAAUUAAUAAGAUACAUUUCUCAAAGCAUGCCUUUUUCUUUUCCCUAAACAAAAUUAUAUGAUAAAAAGUAACAAUAAUUUAACGUUGUAUACGUGCACUUAUUUUUAAGUACAACUGCAUUUAUCAAUACCCCUACAAUGAACAUAACUUAACCUAACUCGAUGUACAAUGUACUUUAUGAAAAUAUAUUAUGUGAUAUAAUUUUAAUGUGUUAUUAUGUAAUAAUAAUAAUAAUAAUAACAAAUUACAUAAAAAUCAUAUCAUAAUAAAACUGCAUUUAUCAAUAUAUAUAUAUAUAGCUAUAUACAAUGAACAUAACCUAACCUAUUCCUAUACACAAUAUACUUUAUGAAAAUAUAUUGUUUCGCAAUAUCACUUUAAUGUGUUAUUAUGUAACAGUAAUAACAAAUUACAUAAAAAUCCCACAAUAAUAUAAAAUCUACUUCGAAAAUAUGCUUUCUCUAUGCGAAUAAUUACGUAUCGACGAACAUGAGCGAACCUAACGAACGAUGCAAAUGAUACCAAUUGACACCAAUGUCGACGUUUUUCCACGUGUUUUCAAGUGACAUAUAGUAACCAUGAAUAACUCAGAUAUAACAAAAAUAACAAGCGUGGAAAUUGAGAUUUUAUUAUUAAGAAAUUUUGUUACUGACGAAGUUUCCGAAUUGCCAGUUUGUAUAAAAAAUAUACUAGAUGGACGAUACGAAGAUGUGAUAAAUAAUGAAUUCUGUUCGCAUUUGAUGAAAUCAUACGACAACGAUAACUUUUGCAAUUUGAUACAUACCAGUAUAGAGAAAGAAGUUGCCACGCGUAAUUCUUGGCUAUAUGUAGGCGCAGCUUCUUUGCUGUAUUUUAUUCAAUGUAAUUGGACAGGACCGCUAGACAACAAAGACAUCGAACGUCUGAAAAGUCAAGAAGAGAGAGCGCUUAAAGAUUUAUCUUUACACGAUGAAUGCAAUACAAACGUCAAGAAGCCAGAGCUUCUUUAUUUUUCUAAAAUCAUAUUUUCUAACAAAGUAUUACAAAACACUUACGAGAGUUGUAUUUGGUGGUUGUUUAGAGCGAAUCUUUUGCAUCAACAUGUAUUAAACGAAAAUUCUGGUGUGAUAUUUGACGAGACAGAACAAUUGAUUACCAAAAUCGAGGAUCUGUCUUUGUUAAAAGACACCUACUGUAAAACUCUGUUUUAUCUUGAAGCUGCGCAAUUCUACUUUUAUUAUAGAAGGAUUCAGAACUCAGAAAAAUAUCUUGAAUGCGCUCAGGAAACAGCGAAGUUAAGUUUAAGCCUAGAAGGUGCUCUAGGUAAACGUACAAGAUAUCAACAGGACGAGAAAGCCCAAUUAUAUUUAAAAACUGAUCUAAAAAAAGAUCAAUUUCAUUUUAGACAUUGCGAAAAUUUACCGAAAUCUCUCGACUUGAACGACGACGUUAGAUUAGAACGCGUUGAAUUUUCAGAAAAUAUAGAGCAUACCCAGUUAGGAACAGUCGAAGAAGCUAUUAUAUUGGCAGAAUACAUGCAAUUGCAAUUGUCGCAACCAAAGGAUAAAUUAAUGGACGAAGAAGUUAAACCAUAUCUAACUGCUGUAAUAGAUAGUACAAAAAAUUGGACUUUAAAAACGACUGCUCUUUAUCAUCGCUGUUCACUGGAAUCUGGUGGCAAAAGAACCGUUGAACGGUCGAUGAUGCAAAUGGAAUAUUUAAUACACGAAUUAAAAAAUACAAAAGUUUCUGUUGCGCAUAAAAUGGAUAUGUUUUUCGCGAGUGGCCUUAAACCUGUUUGGGUCUUAGAACAAACAUGGGCGCAUUUAAUGCUAAGCCUGGGAUUGGUAAAAGGAGCUUUAGAUGUUUUCUUGAAACUCCAGUUAUGGGAAGAAGUAAUUGCCUGUUAUAAUACGCUGGAAUUGAAACAUAAAGCAGCAGAAAUAAUUCGUCAAGAAAUAGCUAAAAAGCCCACAGUUCAGUUGUGGUGUUUACUGGGUGAUGCAACUGACGAUCCUAAUCAUUAUGAAACAGCAUGGAAACUAUCUAACGAAAAAAGUAGUCGGGCCCAAAGACAUUGGGGACUGUUUUACUUUUCAAAGAAGAACUAUAAAGAAGCUAUACCACAUUUAAAAUUAUCGGUUGAAUUGAAUAACAUUCAAGAAAACAUUUGGAUAAGGCUUGGAUUUGCAGCUCUGGAAAUAGAGGACUGGAAAUUGGCUGCAACUGCGUAUAAACGUUACUGUGCCUUGGAACCAUCGACAUUCGAGGCAUGGAAUAACUUGGCAAAAGCUUAUAUAAAACUGGGUGAUAAAGAGAAAGCUUGGAGAUCUCUUCAAGAUGCUAUAAAAUGCAAUUAUGACCGUUGGCAAGUUUGGGAUAAUUUAAUGAUCGUUAGCGUUGACCUAGGACACUUUUCAGAAGUAAUUCGAUGUUAUCAUCGUAUUUUGGAUCUUAACAAUCACCACUUAGACGUGCAAGUUCUCGAUAUACUAACGCGGGCCAUAUUAAAUAAUAUAAAUGAUUCCGAUGGGAAUCCCUCACAAAAAUUGCUUUCGAAAGCUUUAGAGUUAUUUGGAAGAAUUAGUUCCUCCAUACCUAAUAAUUGCCAUAUUUGGAGAAUGUAUGGUCAGCUUACCGCUCUUAAGGAAACGGAUAUAGAUAAUGAAAAAGCAGCGCAAUACUUGCAGCAAGCACAUCGCGCUGCUGUUUCAGAUCCCAAAUGUUUUCAACAAGAAGAAUCGAUACAGAAUGUAUUACAGUUAUGUUCUAUAUUAGCAGAAAUGUAUUUACGCUGCGCAUCUAAUUGCGAAAUUAAGAAAAAACGAACAUUGUUAGCUAGUGCCAAACUGUCUCUCCAAGGAGUAGUAAAGAAAGUUAAAGAUCAAGUGUGGAAUAACGACGCUGUUCCAACACGCUUGCAAGAAGUUGAAGACUAUUUAAAUGUUGUAACAAAUGAACUAGAAAAAAUAAAAUUGUCGAAUUAAAUUUUAAGAUGUUUUUCGAAUAUGUAAAAUAUAGAAACGUCGUGUAUCAAAGUAUAUGUAUAUAAAGAAAUGAAGUUUCACAUCCGCUGGAUAGCUAUUGUUUCGUUUGAAACUAUGUAGCUUCGUCAAUGUUAACGAUAUCGGUAUUUAAUAAAUUUUAACGAUAUUCUUAAAACGUGAAGCUUGUCGAAUAUGUAAAAUACAAAAUCUCGAUUCAUUGAAGCAUCUA